Heterotrigona itama is the source of this 1776-nucleotide messenger RNA. NCBI's taxonomy places the organism in Eukaryota, Metazoa, Arthropoda, Insecta, Hymenoptera, Apidae. The record is from the annotation of a GenBank genome assembly.
AUGCAUCAAGGGAACAUUACAUACGAUUAUCUGAUUCUGACUUGCGGGCUGCAGUAUCAACGUCCUCAGUUUCAAGACGAACUGGAAGAACAAAGGAGAGGAGAAUUUUUGGAGCAUGAAACACCUUGGAAUUGUUUGGCUAUCAAUGACGAUGCAGAAGCAGCUGUCUGUCUGGAGAAGAUCAACAAACUGACAGACAAUUUAAAACUUGAAAAGAGAAUUAUUAUUUACGGACACAAUAUUGAUUGCUACUGCGCCCUUCAAGGACUGCUCGAAUUUGGAAUAAAAGGCUCUUGGAUCACGCUGAUCCAGCCGCCGUUGCAAGAAUGUGAAACUCAUCACAGUGCCUUCUUCAAUAAUUGCGAAAUCACCAAGCCACAGAAAUUUCAGAUAAAAGUUUCGCGAAUUUCAAAAUCAGCAAUUUCCGGUUCAAGCUUAAUUUUGUAUUCAGAACCUAAAGACAGCCUCAAAUCAGCACAAACACUGAUCGAUGCAUUCAAGGUGUACGCGGAGGUGAUGAAGUCGAUUUCAAGGAGUAACAUCAAGAUGCUCGUGGGAUGGGAAUUGACCGAUUGGAACCUAAAAGAAUCGCUAGACGGAAGGAUAAUUGAAACGAUCGUUAUCCGUUUGAAAGGCAAGCUGAAAACGCUGGAAUGCGACGCCCUAAUAAAUUUUCGCGAGAAGACCAUCAACAUGACGAUAUUCUUGGCGAUCUGUAAGUCUGGGUUGAUGUUCGACGGCCAGUUAAUCAUAGAUACGGAAUUAAGAACGAACGAUCCGUCGAUCUUCGCCGCUGGAACGAUAACCAAGUAUUGUAGAAGGUUCUACUCGGAAAUCUGGCAACACGUACAUUUCAAUAGCAUAGAGAUAGGCGAGAAAUUGGCGAGGAUUCUUCAGUCGAUCAUCGAAAAUGAACAUCGACGCGUUGAGACACCUGAGGAAGCGUCUGAACGCAAGAAAAAUCUAACAAUACCCGUGUUUCGAACACCAAAAGUCGUGGCCUGUACUUUGCCCGGUGGUUAUCGUUAUCUUUACAUUUUCAAGCCUGGAAAACACAUGAUGCGACGGCUUGCGAUUCAUUAUAACAUUUACGGUCAAGUGCUGGUAACUGGAUCGUGUACGUCAGACAUUGGUUACUUUCGCAUACGACUGAAUCGAUUUGACGUAAUAGAGACAAUGACGUGUUUUACCAAACAGGUAAAGAGACAUAACUCUACGCUUUUGAAUAGUAAUAAUUGUUUGAUAUUUUAGAAUAUCGAAGUUCAUCAUAUGAUCGCGUUGUAUGGAAAGCACGAAAGCUUACUGAACGAGAUGAAAACACGCUUUCAAGUAAACUCUUCUUAAUUUGUAAUUUAUUUCAGAUUAACCCUUUGACAGUGUGACAAAAUGACGGAGAUUUCGGAAUGAAGGAUUUAGAAAAUAAUCUUUUUUGAAUAAAAUAAACAUAUUUUAAACUUGAUGUUAAUACAAUAGAAUCUUGAUUAUUAUUAAAUCUGAAAAAUGAUAAUUUCUUUCAAUCAAUAUUUUACAAGUAUUAAUAUCAAAUGGGGAUGAAAACUUUUAGCUUUUGUUUUCCUUCCUCGAUGUUUCUUUAAAUAAACAUUUGACAUUUGUGUAAAAAAACAUUGAGAAACAGAAAUAGAAACUGAGAAGAAUUAUUAGGUUGCGCUUUAUUGUUACAUUUUUAUUUAAAAGAUUUUUGUCCCUGUUGAAAACAAAUUAUUAUCCAAAAAAAAUAAUAAUUUGGAUGAGAUCAGCUACACUGUUAAAGGGUAG